This is a messenger RNA of Coccinella septempunctata (seven-spotted ladybird), 1979 nucleotides long. RefSeq names its product protein mono-ADP-ribosyltransferase PARP11-like. Gene Ontology annotation, molecular function: NAD+ poly-ADP-ribosyltransferase activity. The record is from RefSeq and is a predicted model, not a curated record. Bases 152 to 1015 code for a protein of 287 amino acids. Lineage: Eukaryota; Metazoa; Arthropoda; Insecta; Coleoptera; Coccinellidae. The transcript has a single exon.
GCAAUUUUUUUUGCUUAAGGUUACCAAACCUUGUUGUCAUGCUGCGGUUGGCAAGCCUCGUUGUAUUUUUGGUAGUUAUAAAAUUACAAAUAUUACCAAUGUCAAGUGUCAGCUAUUGAAAAAUUUGUUUUUGAUCGUUGUGCUUGUGGAUAUGGGGGGACUUUUUUCAAGUGAAUCUAAUGUCAGUAAGGCAAGGAGCAAUUCUUAUAAUAAUCAAACCCCACAAUACAGAAACAGCAGUCUCAGUACCCCAUCUUUCAAUCAAAGAGCAACACAAUCAAGUUAUCGAGAAGAAUGGAACGGUUACGCCUAUGCAUACAGGUCAAAUUAUCCUCCUACAACUUCAAUCAAUCAGUAUAGUGAAUCAAUUGUUCGGAAACCAACAUCAUAUAAUCCGAACUACUUGCCAUUCUUUUCAAGGGUAAUUUUUGACCCAAAGUUUGAAUAUAAGGUUUUGCCAAUUGACAGUGAUGAUUAUGAAUAUAGAGAUGUCAAACGAAGAAUCACCAACAAACAUUUCAUAGUACAUAGUAUUGAUAAAAUUGAGGCGCCUUGUCUGGAAACCAGCUACCGUUUGAAGAAAAACCAGAAGUUGAAAAGCUAUCCGUAUUUGGAGGAGCUCGAAUUGUUUCAUGGCACGAAAUGGAAGAACGCACAUAGCAUAUGCUUGGAUAAUUUCAAUUGGAGAUUUAAUGGAAAAGGCACAGGGCAUCGAUUUGGUCAAGGAGUUAGUUUUUCUUGUAAUGCUAUGUAUGCUGCAAAUUAUUCCACAGAUGAUGGUGAGAAAGUUAUGUUCAUUGCUAAAGUAUUAAUAGGAAAAAGAUGUAAGGGAACAAGCUAUAUGGAGCUGCCAGAUGAGGGUUGUGAUACAUCUACAAAACAGGACGAUGAUAUUGUAGUGGUAAAAUAUGAGGAUAAUGAAUUUUGUCCCAUUUAUAAAAUUCAAUAUCAUAUAGCUCCUGGUUAUGUUCCGAUGAAUAAAAGAAAACCAAAAGUUAAGUUAUAUUUUGACUGACCUGAAAUUUGCCACUUUUUUAAACGUUUGCAUAGUUUGAUAAUCCAUUUGGAAAUAUUAUUUUUAAUACACUUGUCCACUUUAUGCCAGCUGUAGUGAGCACUAUGGUUUCCUGGCAAUUCAGGAGUGGUAAAGCAAAAUAUUUUUCUCUUAAUUCAUUUUUAUAUGAUAUGGUGCUAUUUACAGUAGAAAUUAUAUACAGAUUUAAUUUUUAUCAUUCGAAAAUGAACUCCGAUACCAUACAUGGUUUAUUUACAUGAAUUCUGAAUGGACUUAUUACUAUAUACAGUAUUAAAUCCCUACAUAUCAGCUGACACUUACACGAAAAUUUAUUGCUUGUUUCAGGUCAACUUUCAUACAAAGAUUAUAACUAUAAUUUUUGUUUUCAUAAUUGCAAUCAUUCAUAUUUCAAUAAAAAGAAAAUUAUUCUUUUUUUUGCAAUUUCUGAAUCUGAUAAAUAGAAAGUAUACUUAUGCCAAAAUGACACAAAAAUAUUCAAACUGAGAAUGCUUUAGUAUCCAUACAUAGCAGUAGCAGUAUCUAUAAACCUUUUUGAUAAGAAAUAAUUAAAUUUUUUCUUCCUUUUAUUCAUCUUUUGCAUCUGCAUCUCGAUAUCUUGAUUUCUUGCAUAUUGAUUAGCUCCGAUAUGGGAGAUUGAAGACCACAAAAGAGGCAUAAUGCUUUUGGUUUCCCUUGGUGGUUAGAAAAUGAAUUCGUUAUCAAUGAAUUUUUCGAAGAUUGUUGUGUUAACAUUUGUGAAUGAAAACAAAGUGCUGAGUAAAGGCUUGUUGAACUACAUUAAGGUGGUGGGGAUUAUACAAAACCAUGCUUAAACACUCAAUUUGAAACUGCUCAACACUGAAUGGAGAAAAUAAGUAUUGGCUAAUUAUUUUCAGUAUUCUGUAUUGAUUUUAUAUAUAAUAAAUUUUUCAUUCGAAAAAUAAACACUUAGAUUUUAAUUGAA